Molecule: messenger RNA, 723 nt
Organism: Fusarium venenatum
Lineage: Eukaryota; Fungi; Ascomycota; Sordariomycetes; Hypocreales; Nectriaceae
Product: HAD-like domain-containing protein
Source: RefSeq, a predicted model, not a curated record
AUGACUAGCCUCUCAGACUUUAGCCUACUCUCAUUCGAUGUCUACGGCACCCUAAUCGACUGGGAAACAGGCGUUCUCGACGCCCUCAAACCCUUGAUAGGAGCCCGCAAAGACGAGUUCUAUAGGGAUCAGCUCUUGAAAGUUUAUGCUGAGGCCGAAGCCGCUCAGCAAAAUGCCACUCCCGAUAUGGAAUACUCUGAACUUCUAGCAACCAUCCACCCCAAGGUUGCAGAGAAACUCUUCCUUCCUGAACCAACUGCAGAACAAAACGAGGCAUUUGGCAACUCUGUUGGCUUGUGGCCCGCGUUUCCCGACACUGUCGAUGCUCUUCGCCGCCUCAGCAAACAUUACAAGCUUGCUGUUCUGUCAAACGUUGACCAUGGGUCCUUCUCCAGGAGUAACUCGGGACCUAUGCAAGGCGUCCCGUUCGAUCUGGUCAUUACAGCUCAAGACGUCGGCAGCUACAAGCCCAACUUGCAGAACUUCCAAUACCUUCUGCGCGAAGUCAAGGACAGGUUUGGGAUUCCAAAGGAGAAGGUGUUGCAGACUGCUCAGAGUCAGUUCCAUGAUCAUCAACCAGCCAAGAUUCUGGAUAUCAAAUCGUGCUGGAUUGAGAGGCCCGGCGCUUUGAUGGGGAACCGUGAUUACCCUAUUUAUGAUUGGAAGUUUGCCACGCUUGGGGAUAUGGCCGAUGCGUUGGAAAAGGAACUUGCAAGUAGAUGA